AUGGGGCUGGGAUGGGGAGAAAAUGGCGGUGAUGUGAAGAUUGAUGGCUUCGUCGAAAGGUCUUGUCAUGGAUACAGGGGAAGGGAUGAGGCCAUCACCGAGAUUGCAAUCGGAGAGCCCGGUGAAGCCAGCCACCCCGCCGCGCUCAGGGCCUCCCUCGCUGAGUUCAUCUCCACCCUCAUCUUCAUCUUCGCCGGCCAAGGAUCCACAUUGGCCUUCGUUAAGAUUGCAGAUGGCAGCCCAAUGACUCCCUCUGGCCUAGUAGCAUCGGCCUUGGCGCACGCAUUCGCGUUGUUUGUCGCGGUCUCUGUCGGGGCUAACAUAUCAGGAGGCCACGUCAAUCCUGCAGUGACGUUCGGCGCAUUCAUCUGUGGUAAUAUAACGUUGUUGCGCGCGAUAAUGUACUGGAUCGCGCAGUUGCUGGGAGGAUCGGUGGUCGCCUGCCUCCUUCUCAAGUCUGCAACCGGCGGGAUGGAGAUCGAAGCAUUGUCGCUUGCAACGGAUCUCAGCAACAAGAACGGUCUCGUGUUCGAGAUGGUCAUGACCUUCGGCCUCGUCUAUACCGUUUAUGCCACCGCUGUCGACCCGAAGAAGGGGAACCUUGGAGUAAUCGCCCCAAUGGCAAUCGGUUUCAUUGUUGGAGCCAACAUUUUGGUGGGCGGAGCUUUCAGUGGGGCGUCCAUGAAUCCGGCGGUGGCAUUUGGGCCUGCGGUGGUGAGCUGGGACUGGACAGACCAUUGGAUUUUCUGGGCUGGCCCCAUGCUCGGCGCUGCUCUGGUAUAUGAUACGUUCUUCAUUAGCAAUGAAGGACGAGACCGCCUUCCGUAGAUCAGAUGAGUUUAGAUUUUCAUCUCAGUGUUUGCAAUGGAUAUAGAGGUAGCAGGGGAGAAUAAUGUAGGCAUGGCAUCUUAAAUGUAUUAGUUUUCAACCAUUUUUUUUUAAAUGUUCUUCUUUCAGACA
Messenger RNA from Asparagus officinalis (garden asparagus), 960 nucleotides. Its product is annotated as aquaporin TIP1-3-like. NCBI's taxonomy places the organism in Eukaryota, Viridiplantae, Streptophyta, Magnoliopsida, Asparagales, Asparagaceae. Gene Ontology annotation, molecular function: water channel activity. Gene Ontology annotation, cellular component: membrane. Gene Ontology annotation, biological process: transmembrane transport; water transport. The record is from RefSeq and is a predicted model, not a curated record.